Messenger RNA from Oncorhynchus kisutch (coho salmon), 1847 nucleotides. RefSeq names its product BMP and activin membrane-bound inhibitor (Xenopus laevis) homolog a (gene bambia). Gene Ontology annotation, biological process: positive regulation of canonical Wnt signaling pathway; negative regulation of transforming growth factor beta receptor signaling pathway; transforming growth factor beta receptor signaling pathway. NCBI's taxonomy places the organism in Eukaryota, Metazoa, Chordata, Actinopteri, Salmoniformes, Salmonidae. Bases 489 to 1262 code for a protein of 257 amino acids. The transcript is spliced from 3 exons. Gene Ontology annotation, molecular function: frizzled binding. The record is from RefSeq and is a predicted model, not a curated record.
AGUCUGGCUCGGAUAUUUCUUCAACUCGAGGUCCGCUACCCGAAGUCGACUAUUGAAGUGUUGAUGCCAGAGUAGACAACAUUUUAUUCACAUUUCGUUGUUUUCGGAUUAUAAACGUUAUGCUUGACCACCGUCGUGGAUGUGUGUAAAGUCGGAUUGGACAAGUAGUCACGACAUUUAUCCGGUUUUCUACUAAAGGAAUGUUUUUUUUUUCCUCUUUUCAGCAACUAACGAUACAAGUGUUCCGCUUUUCCAGUAGGGCUGUUCAAGUACACCAGUCGGCUUUUAGGCUUUUUCUCAUGUAGUCUAGUUUUUCUUUGCAGGGAAAAGCCUUCCGUUUAUCGCGUGCUUUUCUUACGUCUUCCGGUGGAUUGUGAUUGUGGCAACUAUUUCUUCUGUAGAUUUCAUGUAACCGUGUCUUCGAGCUCAGCCCUGCGGGUUUUGGUACUUGGAUAAGAGUGACUAAAAAGUUAGGCUACUUGUCGUAAAUGGAUCGCCAUUCCAGUUUCAUUUCCAUUUGGCUACAACUGGAACUCUGUGCCAUGGCUGUUCUUCUCACUAAAGGAGAAAUACGGUGUUACUGUGAUGCCCCCCACUGCGUGGCCACGGGCUACAUGUGUAAAUCUGAUCUAAACGCCUGUUUCACCAAGGUGCUGGACCCAAUGAACUCUAACUCUCCCCUCACGCACGGGUGUCUAGAUCCCAUAGCGAACGCUGCUGACAUAUGCAGCUCUAAGAACACAAAUGCCCUGAGUGAGGGGUUGUCUAUGUUGGAAUGCUGUCACGACGACAUGUGCAACUACAGAGGCCUUCACGACCUGGCUCACACCAGAGAAUCAACAGACCACGGCCGGUACCAGCCCGAGAGCAACAACCGUCAUCUGGUCACGCGGGUACAGGAGCUGGCCUCGGCCAAAGAGGUGUGGUUCAGGGCAGCGGUGAUCGCGGUGCCCAUCGCUGGAGGCCUCAUCUUGGUCCUCCUCAUCAUGCUGGCCUUACGGAUGCUCCGCAGCGAGAACAAGCGGCUGCAGGACCAGAGACAGCAGAUGCUGUCACGGCUCCACUACAGCUUCCACGGCCACCACACCAAGAAGGGCCACAUGGCGAAGCUAGACCUGGAGUGUAUGGUGCCCGUGACAGGACACGAAAACUGCUGCCUCACCUGUGACAAGAUGAGACAGGCAGACCCGGGGAACGACAAGAUACUGUCUCUGGUACACUGGGGGAUGUACAGUGGGCAUGGGAAGCUGGAGUUUGUAUGACUUACUUUUCUAAGUUUGUUUGACUUUACUUCAUGCCCCCCCCCCCCCCCCCGCCCAAAAAACAGCCAAGACUGUCUCUCCUCUACUCGUUGGGUUUCCUCUUUUAAUUUUAAAAAACAAAUCCCCAGUUUUGUCUAUUUUACUUCACAGCUGUUUUUUUCCAAUGGAGGAAAAAGAAGAGGACUGAACUGAACGCAAAGCCUUGUGGUUUUUGCUAAAGGAGCACUUUACUUGAAAAUGAAAGGCAAACCAUCGAGGCUCUAUUUAAACUUGAGGACAGGACUGACCGACGGACUGAGAAAGCUCUGUCGACCCUGUCUGCAUGUGGAUCCUGGACUAUACAGGGAGCGCUGAAGGAUUCCAAAUCUGUCUUAUUUGCACAUUUGUAAAAAAGUAAAAUACGUUGUUUUGCUUAAAAAGAAGCUAAAUAGAAGAAGACUUUUACACUGACACCAGGGUUAAACAAAAAUAAAAUAGUUCAAUAAUUCAGUGUUGACUGUAGGUGUGUGCACUCCUCUGUGUACGUUUCUUGAUCCCAAGCCUAUUGUAAAGAUUUCAAAUAUAUAUAUUUUUGUCUGAAAGAAA